AGUUACCAAGUUAAGUGCAAUAUCGAGCGUGAAGUUGAACGCGAUGACUCAUCAUUUCGAGCGUGCUUGUGCACAUUAUUGUUGUUCUUGGCUCUUUUUGGAAUCAUUUCCAUAUUUCUGUGGAGAUUUCAAGAAAUAUCAUCUUAUCAUCAGGUACGACAUCAUCGACCACCAUCAGACUCUUCUUGGCUUGGGAAGAUCAUCAGAAAUGAUAUUAAAACAACUCUUCCGUCAACUCCUGAUGUGCCACAUACUACAACCCCUUCAACAGAAACAGAAGAAAAUAAACAUUUUAUAAAAGUCCAAGAUAACUCAUCAUCCGUGUUCAGUACAGCUGGUAUUGAAGAAACACUAGAUAAAAACCCUGCAACAAAAAUAGAUGAGAGUGAUACAACCCCAACAUCACUAUCUGAUAAAUACGAUAAAACUGAAGCAUCUUCAAGUGAAAAUCUAGAAAAUUCAACCUCACAGUUUACCCAAACUUCAGAAACUAGAAUAUCUAUUGAAACUUUAAUGUCUACUACGUCAAAUGAGGAUCCAUCUUCUCUUUCAGUAGAAUCUAGUGCUCUUCCCAGCACAGAAUCAAGUUUAGACUUUUCAACACAAGAAAUUUCCACUUCAAAAAUGCUUGUAAGUAUGAAGCUGGAAGAGAUUACAACAUUGGCUUCUACAGCAGAAGAACUUGAGACAACAGUUGGUUCAGAUUUGACCGAAGCAGACACUACUUCAGAUGAAGAUUACACUAAAACUUCAGAAGUUGGAACUACAAAUUUUGAAAAACCUACUGGUGUCCCAACUACUGAAGAAUCAGCUCCAGCAACAACUAUAAGUAGUAGGCCUACAACUGAGAGGACUUCGACCACUCCGAUAGUAACUGUUCCACCGAUAACCUGUUCUGUUGUAACAUGUCCUGAGACGUCCUGCCCUGCGUGUCCUUUGGUUACUUGUCCGACAAUCACCUCAACUACUAUACCUUCAACAACUGCCAAACCAGAGGUUCCUGUGUGCAAGACAAACCAGUGCUACGUGACUGCCUCCAGGAUGCUAUCUCUAGUCAAUGUGACCGUAGACCCCUGUGAGGACUUUUACUCUUACGCUUGUGGAGGAGUGUUCAACAAUCCAACAUUACUGGAGACUGACCUGCAGGCCGAUGUUUGGGCUAGGAUUGCCAAGGGUGUAAAAAACAUAUCUACCACCAGUCCCAAUGCUCACCAAAAACUGAAGAAUUUCUACAAUGGGUGUGUCAACUAUGAUAAAACUGUAACAAUGGAGGAGAGGAAGAAACAAGGACGCAGAGUGCUGGAUGAUGUUGCCAAAUUUGCAGACUCUUCAAGUACUCCAGAAAAUGAUUUUACGGAACUACUCAUCAGAUUGUUUCAACAUGGCAGCCGACCUCUAUUUGACCUUCGUCUGGAUGUGGAUUCUUCCAACUCGUCCCAGUUCCAGCUGGUAGUGACAGUGCCGGACUGGCUGAACUCCCACUUCUACGACAGAACGGAGCGCUGCAAGGUGACGUCUGUACCGGCUGAGCUCGUCACAGCGUACGAGGAAUACAAGCACUGUAUGGGGAAUUUUUCAGAUUUUAUUGACACCACUCAGAAAGCACUUGAGUUCUUUGGAGUGUUUGACUAUUUACCACCAUAUAACGCCUCACAGCUUAUCCAGGAGAUACGGAUAUCAAUGGAGUUUGACAUUUUAGAGCUUCUCAGGGAAUAUCCAUCCCCUGAUGUUGUCAGCAAGGAAACUCAAUCAAAGACUUACAAACUUACUCCAAAAAUACGACUGGAGUCAGAGCUACCAAUGAUUGCUUGGAGCUACUUAUUUUCCAGUCUGCUCAAUGUAGACAUUUCUGAUGCAUCCAAUGUUCAGGUCUACUUCAUAGACUAUCUUAAGAAAUUCUUCAAUCAGCUUCAAACAAAAAGUGUGAGAAGCGUACACAACUCCCUACUGGCCAUUUUCGCUCAUGACCUCUACGUAGACCUGGUGCUGACUCACAAGCCAUGUGACAGAGAGAGUUACUGUCUGGAGGUCACUGCAGCUCUGAUGCCGGUCAUCACAUCCAACCUGUAUCUGGAGAGCUUCCCAACCCAGGUGGACCGGGAGUUGAGAAAACAGGUCGUCCUCACAUAUCAACAUCUGGAGGCAGCGAUGGAGGAGAAAAUAUCCACAGCUACCUGGCUAGAUGAGAAAACAUCCAAUGAAAUCUCCAAGAAACUAAAGUUUAUGUCUAUUCAGUUGCCUAGGAGGUUUAACAAUUCUAUUUUGGACUCAAGUCUAGGAGAGUGUACCCUGGCAGGCAACUACCUAGAGGACUCUGUCUGUAUGUUGAAGCAUCUUCAGGUACAACUGUACUCCCGAUACACCUUGGACCCUCAUUCCGACCAUGCUAUGUGGCCACAUUUCCUGACUGCAUUUUCUACACAAACUGCCUUUGUAUAUGGAUUGAACACGUUUAUGAUUCCCUUGUCAGUGAUCUGGCCAGUCUAUGAUCCUCAGAUGCCUAAGCAUGUUGUUAUGGCAACACUGGGCAACAUUCUGGCCAGGGGGAUUGGCCAUAACUUUGACCACACAGGAGUGAAGUUUGUGGCAGGAGGGAAGAUUGGAAUGAUGCUGUCUGAAGCUACGAACCCAACAUACGAGACAGUCGUAGAGAAUAGCAACAUGCAGUUCAGCUGGACUAAAUCACACAGAGAAGAUGGAAAAGUGUUCUCCUACCUGCUAGACCCCGAUUUGACUCUCAAUGAACGUCUGUCUGACAUCACUGCGGCCAAUCUCUCACUCUCAGCAAUAUUGGGCACUGCAGACACUGUUCUUCCCUGGACUCCCUUCUCUUCAUCACAGGUCUACUUCCUUGCCCUGGCUCAGAGUUUCUGUUCCAAGAAGAGAAUGCCACAGAUGUUCACCUCAUUGUACGAAGGAACUUCACUUUUGCCCUUUGACAGAGUAUUCAACAUGGCUGCCAACUCUGAGCAGUUUGCGCUCGCUUUUCACUGCCCCCUUGGCACUACCAUGAACAUGGCCAGCGAGCUCAAGACCAGACCAUUCCCUACAUUUGAGAAAGAAGAAGCUUAUAUGCCAGAAUACUCAUGAGAGUUUUUUAUUAAUAAAAAGAGU
Macrosteles quadrilineatus (aster leafhopper) is the source of this 3114-nucleotide messenger RNA. Its product is annotated as endothelin-converting enzyme 1-like. The record is from RefSeq and is a predicted model, not a curated record. The coding region runs from base 514 to 3090 and encodes 858 amino acids. Gene Ontology annotation, molecular function: metalloendopeptidase activity. Gene Ontology annotation, cellular component: plasma membrane. The transcript has 18 exons. Lineage: Eukaryota; Metazoa; Arthropoda; Insecta; Hemiptera; Cicadellidae. Gene Ontology annotation, biological process: protein processing.